Molecule: messenger RNA, 447 nt
Organism: Macrosiphum euphorbiae (potato aphid)
Lineage: Eukaryota; Metazoa; Arthropoda; Insecta; Hemiptera; Aphididae
Source: the annotation of a GenBank genome assembly
AUGCGAGACAACAAAACUGCCGCAUGGAGUUACGGCCUCGCCUUUGUACAAUGGGGCGUUAAUACCACAUACCACGAAGCUAUAAAAAUGACUCCAUAUGAAUCAGUCUUUGGUCAAAAAGCACGAAUGGGACUGGCAACAAAAGUACCUCGUGAAGUCUUGGAAAAUAUAAUGACAGGAACGCUAGAAGAAGAUAUGUUGGACAUGCUUUUGGAUCCAUUGACUACAUCUACUCCCACCACUCCGGAAUAUCGAAACGAUGAGGACGUAGAAGUACAAGUACUCAAUACUGAAACAAUAGAUUUAGAGGGUACGCAGAAAAAAAUUGAAUUAUUAGAAGAUAAUACUGCGCAGAAACUUGAUAACUUAAUAAAGACCACACGAAACAUUUUGGAUAUUGAAAGUGACACCGACGAAGUAAGUCAUGGAUAUAAUGUAGGUAAGUAG